Messenger RNA from Paracoccidioides brasiliensis Pb18, 453 nucleotides. RefSeq lists its product as uncharacterized. The transcript is spliced from 2 exons. Bases 1 to 453 code for a protein of 150 amino acids. The record is from RefSeq and is a predicted model, not a curated record.
AUGCUCAUCUCUCAUCUAAAGAGUGACAAUCCUUCCCUUCCCGAGGAGGGGCGAAAUGCCGCUGGUUCAAACGUUCCGUUUGUGCCUAGGUGGGAUGAAUCGACAUCCACUGCCAUUAUAACUUCCCCUCCUCUUCUCUUCUGGAUGGUUGCCUCCCAACGAGCACCGCUACUGAGCCACGGAAUUGGAAUGCCUCGGGUUCGUGUGGGCCACUUGCAAAGUGCCCUCAGUACUUCGACAAUGUCAAGCGUGAAGAAGGGAAUCCGACAAAGACACCCGUCUGAAUGGAAUCAGCUAAUCACUGAUAUGAUGGAACCACUCCUCAUCAAAACAGCAGGUGAUACAGCCAAUGAGGAGAUCUUUGAGCCUGAAAAGAUUGUCAACCCUCGAUUGUUCUCCCAGACAGCCUCAGCGUUAUCACGCACGCCUCUCUCCUCCCUCAAGAACCAAUAG